Darwinula stevensoni is the source of this 220-nucleotide messenger RNA. NCBI's taxonomy places the organism in Eukaryota, Metazoa, Arthropoda, Ostracoda, Podocopida, Darwinulidae. The record is from the annotation of a GenBank genome assembly.
AUGAUGUCCAAUUACAUGGAACUCCUUGAUCAGCUUCAAGAGAGUGACAUUGAUCUACCUGAGGAUGAAGAUGAUUUGUUCAGGCCCUCCCAGCACAAGGCCGAUGAAAAGGAAGAGGAAGACCAGAAAGAAGACCAAGAUAUGGACAAUGAUACCAUCACCUCGCGAAACCGAGACACGGACCAAAGCCGCAACAUCCACCUCAAAAAUAGAUGACGGG